Messenger RNA from Sabethes cyaneus, 1308 nucleotides. It is a transcript of the gene Pex10, whose product is annotated as peroxisome assembly protein 10-B. The record is from RefSeq and is a predicted model, not a curated record. Gene Ontology annotation, molecular function: zinc ion binding. Bases 140 to 1027 code for a protein of 295 amino acids. NCBI's taxonomy places the organism in Eukaryota, Metazoa, Arthropoda, Insecta, Diptera, Culicidae. The transcript has 3 exons. Gene Ontology annotation, cellular component: peroxisomal membrane. Gene Ontology annotation, biological process: protein import into peroxisome matrix.
CGCAAUUAUUUCUCGCCUCGACGAGAUGUCCCGGAGGAAUUCGAUUUUGACGGUAAAUUUCGUUAGAAAUUAUUGCUAAUUGGCCUUAUUCAGAGUCCUAAUAAGAGCACACUGCCCCGGUUCCCGGUAUCCGGCCGCGAUGUCCCUGUACCACGCGAACGCCGGCCAGGCGGAAAUCAUCCGCACCAUCCAGAAGGACGAAAGCUACGUCGAGGAAAUCCGGUCCCAGCUGAGCGACAUCCUGCUGCUGCUCAGCCAGAAAAACUGGUUCAAAUAUCAGCACCUGUGCCGGCUGAUAGCCGAAGUCCUGUACCAUCACUAUGCGAUCGUACAUAACCUGCAGACGCUCGGCGAGGAGUACACCGGCAUCAUACAGGUCGAUUCAAACUACGUGAUGCUACCGAACAAGGCCUUGCAAAUCCUUUGCAUCCUGCUGGAAUAUGGUGGUGAACACGUGGUUGAACGGAUCCUAACGCGGCUGCAGAUGGCGAUCGACCGUAGCGAAGAGUUGUUGCCGAAGGCAAAGGAAAACUUCAACCGAACGCUGGAUGGGUUGAAGUUUAUCGUUCCGUACGUUCGGGGCUUCCACACCAGUUUGUUCUACAUCGUCGGUGGAAAGUAUCACAUAUCGAAGCGGCUGACGGGAAUUAACUACGUACUGAUCCGGAAUUGGUUGAAGGAGAAUCACUCCGUUUACGGGUUUCGGGUGCUGGGAUUCGUUACGCUAGCGCAGCUAGUGCUUUCGCUGGUGGUGAAAGCGAGGGAUCACUGGAAUAGGUUGAAAACGACGGCUGUGCCGCCGUCGGCAGAUCCGAGUAGAGUUGUUCACACAGAAAAACAGCGGCCAAUCAGCGGGCGGAAGUGCACUCUCUGCAUGGAAGUCGCGCUGGAUUUGAGUGUCACCCAGUGCGGGCACCUGUUCUGUUGGACCUGCAUCCUGAGCUGGCUGGACGAACGGCAGAUUUGUCCGAUUUGUCGCGAAGCGAUAAAAAAGUCACGUGUCGUAAAGUUGCAGAAUUUUCACUGACUAGCAGCGGAUGGCAGUUCACAUGGUUCCUUAGUUGCACACACGCUUGCUUAGAUCGAACGGGUGAGGUUAUGUUUAUGAUUACGUUUAAUAUGUACAGUGUGUACCUCGGAAGCUUCUUUUUUUCGAGACUGAUUCGCUUUUUCGUUAUAACAUGUUGUUUUAGGGGAUAAAAUUUAGAAGUUUUGAACGAAAUAUUUACAUAAAAGAGGCGUCCGCUCUUACGGCGACGCCGUCGCAUUCCUAGGCGCGGAAGAAGGCCUAAUAAAUUAGUAUUUUGG